UUAUAAAGUGGAGCACAACCACAGCGAAGAACAUAUGCACUUGACUAACAACUGUUGAACAGGAAGAGUGGGUUUACUCACCUCCACAGCAUGGAUAGAGCCUCUGUGCUCUAUGGAGCAGUGACUGCACUCUAUACAGCAGCUGUAAUAUUAAAAGUCAUAAGGGGUGGCUUGAAGCUGGGUUUGUGGUGGGUCUUCAGUCUGUUUCUGGUGUUUGUAGGUAUGCCCCUGUGUUUUAUUAAACUCCCAGGUUACUCUGGGCUUCUCCUGCUCUCCUUGGGUUACCUAAUCUAUCACUCCAUGCUGGCCAGGUCUGAGAAACUCCUAUUAGUUGGCAACAAAGCAAUACUGAUUACAGGUUGUGAUUCUGGCUUUGGCCAUGCCUUGGCGAAACAUCUUGAUAAGCUGGGCUUUACUGUGUUUGCCGGAGUUUUAAAUGCCCAGGGCCUGGGUUCUGAAGAACUGAGAAGAAGCGGGUCAGAGAGGCUUGUUAUCCUCCAGAUGGAUGUGACUGACACUGCACAGAUUGAGCAAGCCUAUUUACAAGUUAAAUUUCACAUUGAAAAAACAGGGGAAGUCCCAAUUCCUGGUUUUGCAGCCUAUGGUGCUUCAAAAGCAGCACUUAGCAGAUUUUCAGGAGUGAUGAGACAAGAACUUUCCAAGUGGGGUGUGAAAGUGGCCACAAUACAACCUGGAGGUUUCCAAACAAUCAUAUGGGUGAUAUGGAUCCAAAGAAAUUACUAGAGGAUCCUGUUGUUGCUGCCAUAGCAACUAAACACCAGAGAAGCGCAGUGCAGGUAGGAAAUAAUGUGUGAAAUGACAUAGCAAUGCAAUAUAGCCAGAACUGUAAAGUACAAUUCAGAGGAGGUUAUAAUGAGCUUGUAUUAUACACUGGCGCAAGAGCAACUAAUCUAGGACUUAAGGGAAUGAUCUAUGAAGAUGGGUUGAAAUAACUGAAUCUAUUGAGCAUAGAACAAGAAUUAGGGUGGAUUUGAUUGAAGUCUUCAAAUCAUAGUUGGAAAUUAAGUUGAGAUAGACUUGGAAUACAGGGUAUGAGACAUUUUUUCACAUAGAGUGGUGAGGAUAUGGAAUGUGUUACCUAGUCAUGUUGUUGAUGCUGAAUCACUGGGAUCCUUUAAGACACAAUCAGCUACUAGGAACUGGACAAGCACCAAUGGACCGAACGGCCUCUCAUUUGUAAAUGUUCUUGUGUUAUGUAAUACAUACAAUGCCCUCUACAAACAAGCAUUUGGACCCCCUGUGUGUUGGUUGUGAUCUGGUCUGGUUUGCAUAAUGUAUUAAAUAUCUAUUAUUAUGGCUGACACAAUAUAGAAUUGUCACUGGGUACCACAUCAGUAGGAAGUGUAUUGAUCAAGCUGUACAUAACAAUAUAAGAACAUUAACGAAUGAGAACUGGCCAGUUGGCCUAUCAUUGUUCACCUGGCUUCUCGUAGCUGAUUGAUCGCAAAACAUUGUCGACUCUUAAAGGAUCUCAGAUUUAGCAUCACACACAUAGCAAGUUAACCAAUUCCGUACCCUCACCACUCUCUGUGUGAAGAAGUGUCUCCUACCCUCUGUCCUAAAUCUCUACUUCAUUUCCAACUGCAUCCUCUGGUCCUGGUUUCUGUGCUGCACUUAAAGUAUUGGUUAGGGUUAACUAUGUCAACUCCUAUGACACAAUUGCAUGAAGCCUAAGUGAAACAUAUUAAGAGACUUA
Messenger RNA from Acipenser ruthenus (sterlet), 1717 nucleotides. RefSeq names its product 17-beta-hydroxysteroid dehydrogenase type 2-like. Bases 91 to 744 code for a protein of 217 amino acids. NCBI's taxonomy places the organism in Eukaryota, Metazoa, Chordata, Actinopteri, Acipenseriformes, Acipenseridae. The record is from RefSeq and is a predicted model, not a curated record. The transcript has 4 exons.